Molecule: messenger RNA, 1461 nt
Organism: Anisakis simplex (herring worm)
Lineage: Eukaryota; Metazoa; Nematoda; Chromadorea; Rhabditida; Anisakidae
Source: the annotation of a GenBank genome assembly
AUGAUCACCGAGCACGUGUGCGGCGAAGGUGGUUGUUUGAAAGCGCGCACUUCAGUGACGUCGAAUACACUGAAUCUGGUAGUACUGGCUUAUGCGCCAGUAGCGUUGGUUUGGGAUCCUGUUGUACAUAUCGUUUUGCUGGAAACAUAUCGGAGUGCGAUGAAGAUCCGCAGUGAUUUCUUCACGAAACGUCUGAAUCGUGAAUCAUCCGAACCAAUGUCAGCUUCGCCAUCUUCAUCACGAGUGUUCACGUUUGUCAUCGAUACCUCAUAUCCGGUGAAACUUCAGUUCCGUUUGCCUCGAGAGCACAUAAUGUGUUGGGAAGUGCCCUCGUUGCAUAUUGAACGCGAUGAGAAUAUCACGUAUAAAAUGCCGACAUUCAUCGCACGUAUGGACACACACCCGAUACUCACACUUGAGAAGUUCAGCGUUCAACGGCGUGCCAUAGACGCGAGAAUGGAUUUGGGACGGGCCGAAUUCAAGAAUUUGAUGAAUCGAACGAAUAAAGUGUGGUGCUGGGCAGCCGACUCGUUCGCAUUACUCUUCCCGUAUGGCUAUAAUUUUGCGAGUGCUUUCGAUGAGUUGAUUAACGCAUGGAAAUGGAUAAAAUUGGUGCAUGAUCUCAAGCAAAAACCGUUCACAGUUGAUUCACCGUUACCGAGCGAUUUGAGUUUUUCAAUCAAGCAUGCGUCGUUUCAAAUGAAUGAUGAUCCGUUUGAAGUGCAACUGCAAAGCAAUUACGAGCUGAUGGUCGACGAGGUGUACGAGUGCGAGAGACGCAGACGAAUGCUUGAUCAGAAACUUGAGCAGCUCAGGAAGCAGCAUCCGUUAUUGACACAAUCGAAAUGCGAUGAAUUGCAUCGAUCAUUGCUGAAAAAGAACUCGGAAAUUUAUGUGGAGCGAUCGAAGAAAACACCACAAGCACGAACGCAUUUGGUUAUUUGGACAAUCACAAACCUUGAGAUUCACGCUUAUGCAGACAGAUCAUUGCAUGGUAAAGAGAAUGCAGUCAAUUUGUUGAGGAAAUUCAAUCCAGAAGCGCCGUAUCCAAGCGAAGGGAUGGACUUCAGUACGUUGUGGGCACGUGCCGUCGAGUUGGAUUUCAACGAGUGGCGUAUACAGUUCCGUGACUAUCCACUGCCCUAUCAAAUGAUGAGAGAUGGCCAUUUCUGGGGACAUCUCGUUGGUGCUGAACAUUUGGCUGGUUGGUUUCUUUUUCUGUUUUGUUUUGAAUCAUCGAUGGAGUUCCCAUGGGGUGAGUACACCGUGGACAGGAAUAUGUGUCCACUGAAGUAUUAUUACGAUUUGGAGUGUGAAAUCGCCGAUUUGAACGCGACUUAUGGACCGUGUUGGGAGCCGUGUCUAUCGAUGAUUAGUUUGUGUUGGAACAACGUGAGCGCACCGUCGAGGUUGGUAAUUCGUUUAAAAUUUAUCAUUGUUAUUGGUAUCGUUUCAAUAUGA